Messenger RNA from Blastocystis hominis, 942 nucleotides. RefSeq lists its product as hypothetical. Gene Ontology annotation, cellular component: CCR4-NOT core complex; P-body; CCR4-NOT complex. Lineage: Eukaryota; Bigyra; Opalinata; Blastocystidae. The record is from RefSeq and is a predicted model, not a curated record. Gene Ontology annotation, molecular function: poly(A)-specific ribonuclease activity; nucleic acid binding. Bases 94 to 942 code for a protein of 282 amino acids. The transcript has 4 exons.
UAUUUGCCUAUUUGUAGAGAACUAGAUUCUAAAGCCUUCUAAGGUUGGAAACAUUGUAUCGUAAGUGCUCUUGGUAUUAUCAUUGCUACUACAAUGGAAUCUUCAUGUCGAGCUUUAAACAGUGGGUUAACCUCGGAUUCUCGGAGAUUAGCCCCAACUGCGAACCCUCAGAAACAUGAAAUACGAGAGGUCUGGUGUUAUAAUCUGGAUAAGGAAAUGAAUCAGAUCAUGAUAGCUGCAACGAAAUAUCCAGUUAUUGGGAUGGACACCGAAUUUCCAGGGAUCUGCUUCUGCUCGAAAGACCUGCAGAGAAAGCUGUCCGACUACUCGAUCAUUCGCGAGAAUGUCAAUCAGCUGAAGCUUAUCCAACUAGGUAUCACUUUCUGUACUUCGGAUGGAAAGGUGGCGGAAGACGUUCCGUCGUGGCAGUUUAAUUUUCGAUUUAGCUUAACGGAAGAUGUAUGCAACUCAGAGUCGAUUGAUCUCCUUCAAAAAGCUGGAAUUAACUUCGACGCUCAUGCAAAGAAUGGUGUGAAUCCGCGUCGUUUUGGUGAACUCUUCACAAUGUCCGGACUCGUUCUCUCACCCUCGAUGACUUGGGUCGUGUUCCAUGGUGUCUACGACUUUGCUUACUUGCUUCAUAUCCUAACCGGAUGUGACUUGCCUGAGACCCAGAAGGAGUUUCUGAGUAUUCUCCGCGUGUAUUUUCCCCAUUUCUACGAUGUAAAGAUGAUGUUGACGAUGUGCCCUGAGUAUACAGGGGGAUUGAAUCAUGUAGCAGAACUGCUUCAUGUAACUCGUGAUGGAACUGCGCACCAAUCUGGAAGUGACAGCAAAGUGACUGUCGAGACCUUCUUUCGAUUACGUACCUUGGGUUUUCAAGACAACAGUGAUGCGAAGUUUGAUGGUGUCCUUUUCGAAACCAAUGCGGCAGGAAUGUAG